CCGCCUGAGAGGGUGGCAGAAUGAGGAUGGCCGGCUGCAGUGAGAAGACCAACGGGGAGGUGGGAUCGAGGACUAGGGGGCCAUUUGCAAACAAAAUAUAAGCACCGGGCAGGAGAAGAGCCAGGGAACUGGAGGAGGCAUGGGGAAUCACGGAGACCUUGCAGGGACUCUACGGGUGUUCUACUCAGGGCUAUGUGCGUAUGAGUGCAUGUGAACACACGCACGUCUGCAGGUGGACACAGAUGUCUCAGACCUGCCCGGGCUCUGGGAUGAUCUCCAGAAGGUGUCAUUUUGAAACCUAGGUAAAUGAACUGCACCAGAGACUUGCAAGAGCUUCCAGAUAGGAGAAGGGAGGACAAGAAGAGAUCAGAGAAAGGUCUUUGGGACUUCGAUGUGAAGAACUCUUUAGUGAUGGAGGUGAUUGAUGCAAGAAAGAUAAAGACAGAAGAAGAAGUCACAAAGAACAUCGGGCUCCCCCUGAGUGUGCUUGAGAAACACAACCCUUGGCCAGCCUAUGUCACGUAUGUGUCCCCGAUGGUGAAAAGGCUCAUCGAGAAAAGCAAAGUUAGAGAUCUGGAAUGCAUGCAAGGACUCGAGCAAAACCAACGGGCAUCGAGGCAGAGCAAGCCGGCCAGCAUCACGCAGCUGAAAAGGAGAAAGUCACCUAAGUGCUCUGGAAACUUGGCGUUGAAGGACGCGAGGUCGGAGACCAUGUUAUCAGUGUGGAGCUCAUACUCUGUACCGGCCGUGGGUCCCGCCAUUAUCCCAGAGCCAAGGCACUUUCAUACGGAUUCCAGAGAAAAUCCCACUGCAAACUAUAACAAGAUCAUCUUCUCUCGAAAACCCAUGAUGAGGAUACUUCCAUACAGCUCCCUUCUAGCCAGCAAGGAGAAACGUUCAAGUAUUUAGCAGGGAGUCCCUGCAGUCACCCCCC
This is a messenger RNA of Ailuropoda melanoleuca (giant panda), 934 nucleotides long. It is a transcript of the gene CDRT4, whose product is annotated as CMT1A duplicated region transcript 4. The record is from RefSeq and is a predicted model, not a curated record. NCBI's taxonomy places the organism in Eukaryota, Metazoa, Chordata, Mammalia, Carnivora, Ursidae. The transcript is spliced from 5 exons. Bases 307 to 909 code for a protein of 200 amino acids.